CUACACCGCCGAGCCCCCGGGUCCUGAUCCGCAUGCUGGCAUCCCCCCCGUGGGAUGUGUGGGUUCCCUUCCACCACGCGGCCCCGGGUGCUGGGCGGAGCACCAUGCGGCCGUUAGGAUGGAGUGCGCGCCUUCGCCGCCGGGUUCGGGACGUGGCGAACCGCCCCACCUCUCUCUUUUUUCUGUUUCUCGCCCGCGAGGCAGCCAGCCCCUCAUUGCUUCCGGUCCUGCAGGGGCGCGUGCCAGACGUCCUGCUGUGGACCCCCUACAGUCAGCCCACUCAAAGUUCCGUUGUUGUUAUUCCUGUCCCCAACCCGGUGCCGCCGUCCUGCCACACCACCUGACCCCAUCGUGGCAGCACCCACUCCCCAUGCCCACCCGGCCGCAUCUUUUGUUCCUCGAUGGCGCGACUCCCCUCCCCCCAUCUCCGUGGGGACACCGUGUGGUAGGGCGUGGUUUCUGCAGGAGCCCUUUAGAGGCGGUGAAUGAGGAUGCUGCUCAGACCUCUUUCUCUGCAGCAUCUCUCAGUGGGAAGACUAAAGUGAGUCUGGAAAGUGCCAUUUGCUGGCCUCACCCAAGACUUCGUGAAGGUGCACAGGGGUAGGACUGGCUCUUAGGAAAAUGGGUGCCAUGGCCAAACCAGACUGCAUCAUUACUUGUGACGGCAACAAUGUCACCGUCAAAACCGAGAGCACUUUGAAGACGACACAGUUUUCUUGUACCCUGGGAGAGAA
This is a messenger RNA of Peromyscus maniculatus bairdii (prairie deer mouse), 734 nucleotides long. The record is from RefSeq and is a predicted model, not a curated record. Lineage: Eukaryota; Metazoa; Chordata; Mammalia; Rodentia; Cricetidae.